CGAUGAACUCUUUUAUUCUUCCAAUCUACUUUCACGACCUCUUUCGUAACACAGUUUCGACGACGAUCAAGAUUCCGACGUCGAUCUCCGGCUGUCGGGAGCGUUUCAUUCCGGCGCCUUCACUGUUGGAUCAGUAGGCUUCAUCAUGAAUCCCGAAUAUGACUACUUGUUCAAGCUUUUGCUUAUAGGAGAUUCAGGUGUUGGAAAGUCAUGCCUGCUUCUGAGGUUUGCUGAUGAUUCAUAUUUGGACAGUUACAUUAGCACAAUUGGUGUUGACUUUAAAAUUCGCACUGUGGAACAAGAUGGGAAGACAAUUAAACUUCAAAUUUGGGACACUGCUGGGCAAGAACGUUUCCGGACAAUUACCAGUAGUUACUACCGAGGAGCACAUGGCAUUAUAAUUGUUUAUGACAUAACUGAUCAAGAAAGCUUCAAUAAUGUUAAGCAAUGGUUGAAUGAAAUUGAUCGCUAUGCAAGUGAAAAUGUGAACAAGCUUCUGGUUGGAAAUAAGUCUGAUCUGACAGACAACCGGGCUGUGUCCUAUGAUACUGCUAAGGCCUUUGCUGAUGAAAUUGGCAUUCCAUUCAUGGAGACCAGUGCAAAGAAUGCCAGUAAUGUUGAACAAGCUUUCAUGGCAAUGGCAGCUGAUAUAAAGAAGAGGAUGGCAAGCCAACCAGCGGGGAGCAAUGCCAAGCCACCAACAGUGCAGAUUCGAGGACAGCCCGUUAAUCAGAAGAGCGGCUGCUGCUCUUCUUAGGCAUUAUGCUAGGCCCUGCAUAGACUAUACUGGGUUUAGAGCCCUCUCAAAUUACAGAGUGGAAAUUAUACAGGGUGGGGUUUACUUUAAGGAUGAUGAUGUUGCAUCAGAAGGAAGUCAUUAUUAGACUUUUACUUAAUAGCUUAUUAACUUUGUUGUUACUUGUUAGUGGUGAUUUGAAUGCUUGGAUAAUCAAACAACCAAAAAGCCUAAAGCAUUGUGAAGAAUUUCAUCUUGCUCUUGUUUAUCAA
Messenger RNA from Ipomoea triloba (trilobed morning glory), 1008 nucleotides. Its product is annotated as ras-related protein RABD2a. The coding region runs from base 146 to 757 and encodes 203 amino acids. Gene Ontology annotation, molecular function: GTP binding; GTPase activity. The transcript is spliced from 8 exons. The record is from RefSeq and is a predicted model, not a curated record. NCBI's taxonomy places the organism in Eukaryota, Viridiplantae, Streptophyta, Magnoliopsida, Solanales, Convolvulaceae.